Messenger RNA from Liolophura sinensis, 1273 nucleotides. RefSeq lists its product as uncharacterized. Bases 300 to 1142 code for a protein of 280 amino acids. The transcript is spliced from 10 exons. NCBI's taxonomy places the organism in Eukaryota, Metazoa, Mollusca, Polyplacophora, Chitonida, Chitonidae. The record is from RefSeq and is a predicted model, not a curated record.
CUUUCAAUAUGGCAGAUGCUAAAGGACAAGACAAUUCGCCGAACUAAAUUUUGUUGCCUGUUUGCGUAACGUUUGCUUUCUUUGUAGGAUUUCGCGCAGAUGUCUAGAUAAGUUGGAAUGCUUCAGUGGCCUGAUGGACAUCUGACUCAAAGUUGGGAGACCACGGGAUCAAACCUGGGUCACGUCUUACCAAAGAUUUGAAAAUGGUAUUUGCUGCUGCCUCGCUUGGUGCUCAACACUGAGAGAUGUUGUGUUUGUGAGGAUGAAUUUCGGCGAGGUGCAUCAGCGGCUGGUGACAGAUGGGGAGGAGGCGGAUGAUGAAGGCAGUGAGACCGAGGGACUAUGAUGAUGAGGCUGACCGAACAUACCAGGUGGUGGAUCCAGGAACCUUCCGUUAUAAUAAACGCCUGCUGGUCAUCUCCCUCCCAUGCUUUCUCGUUGUCUUAUCAUUAACUGGAGAACUACUUCUGUGCAUUGUGGGUAUAGGGGUAACCAUGGUUAGUGUGCUACACACUUAUGAGGAACAUGAGAGAAGCCUAGUUGUGUUCAUGCUGAGCUUCCUCAUGGCUCAGAUCACAAUUCUCUACUCUGUCCUGCCUCUGGUUUGGGUGUCGCUGGCCAACCUUCUGCUGAUUGGUCUGAUCAAUGGUUAUGUGGUAAUGACAGGAUGUUGGUUGGUCAUCCAGCUCCCAGCCUUCAGACUACAGGCAAUGGAUUCCCUACCUUUCAUAGAAAAGGCCUUGUUUUCCUUCUACCCUGGUUUUUGUGUGCUGCUGUGGACAUGGGCAAUGUGCUUUGUGUUUGUACCUGUUCUUUACUCCCCAUUUCUUCUCCUUGUGUUUGGCUUUGUAGUGCUUCAGUUGUUUCUAGUCCCAGCCGAGUCAUCAUUUUGUAUCCCCAAACUAGCUGUCAAGGACGCUCAGAUUGUGGACCCCGUCUUUUUUGGACUGUUGGCAGCUAUGUUUGCUAUUGGACCCAGUGUGGUUCACGUCUGUGUCACAGUUCUACUCAGACACUCAUAUGUGUCAGUUUUAGAGCCAUUGGUACAAGAAGCAUUUAUUUUGUCAGCUAGUGUUUUCCUCACCACUUUCCUUGGCCUUCGGAAAUUCUUUGAUCAUUUAGGCUGGUCCUAUGACCUGUAGUGCGAGCGCGGUGGAUCAGUGGCUUUCUACUAGCCUUAACAGCCAGUCCAUUAUUAAAGGGAAUGGGAGCGACUUCUCCAUUGCUAUCGUGGUUACCUGUUGUUGUUGCGGCAUACUGUUUGUUAUGGCAU